GUUUUGCCUUACUAUGCUCUUUUUCUAAUUCAUAUUAUACUGUUUUAAAACAAAAUACAAAUUAGGGUUUCAAGAAGAUUUAUUAUAUAAUAUUGAAGAAAUCAAUUUAAAAAUAAUAUGGCUACUAGAAGUCUCACCGACAUAUUUUUGUUAAUGCGAACAAAUUCCAUCCAGAGUAGAGGAAUAUAUUCAUUUCAAGGAUCUAAACUUAAUGAUUAUGAUACAGAUAGUGAUGAAGGUAUUAAUGACAAAGCAGCGUUGAUGGAAGCUGGUCGUUCUAUGGUAAAAACAAAUUCUAUUGAAAUGCGUUCUCAGGAAAAAUCUCCACCUACAUGGACUGGAUUACUUGAAGAUGCUCAAUAUUCCAUUACCAGGUUACAGAACAAAUUAAAAGAAUUACAAUCAUUACAAGAUGUACAAGUAUCGAGGCCUACCCUAAAUGAUUCUAGCUUACAAGAGAAACAAAUCCAAGAUCUCACAUUAGAUAUUACAAGAAUAUUUGGUUCAACAAAAAAAAUUAUUCAACAAAUCAGAUUACAUUCAAGUGGAUUAUCUGGCAACAAAGAAUCCCAACUGUCAUAUAAUGUGUCAUCUGCUCUAGUGUCAUCAUUACAAAAUUUAUUCAACGAAUUUCGAAAUUCACAACAAAUUUAUCUCAACAAAAUCAAACACAGAGAAGCUAUGUCAUCACAAAUGUGUUUUGAAACCGAAGAGAACACUUCAAAUUCUGAUUUACUAGAUAUGUUUGGUAAUGGUUCAUCUAGUUCUUUUGGACAACAGUUACAGAUGCAACAGUCAAAUCAAACACAAACAUUUGCUGCUAUACUUAUUGAAGAAGAAAAUGCUAAAAUGGCCGUUCAGUGGGAACGUGAAGCAAAUCAAAUAUCUAGUUCUGUUCUUGAACUUAAUAACAUAUUUAAAGACCUUGCACAUAUGGUCGUUCAACAAGGUAGUGUUUUAGAUCGGAUAGACUACAAUAUCGAACAGACUGAAAUCAGAGUAAAAAAAGGUGCAGCUGAAUUAAUUAAAGCAGAAAAAUAUCAUCGAAGCAAUCGAAAAAUGAAAUGUAUUUUGAUUCUAGCUCCUAUUUCCAUAAUGUUAUUAAUUCUUUUGGACAUAACAAAAUUUUAAGAAAUUUUUUAUGGUCUUAUUCCUCAUCUACCAAAAAUAUUAUUUAUUAUUUAUUGUUAUUUAUUAUAAAUGUAUAUGGAAUUAUUAUAUUCACCAUUAAUACAGUUGAAACAAAA
Acyrthosiphon pisum (pea aphid) is the source of this 1247-nucleotide messenger RNA. RefSeq names its product syntaxin 16 (gene Syx16). Gene Ontology annotation, biological process: vesicle-mediated transport; vesicle fusion; intracellular protein transport. NCBI's taxonomy places the organism in Eukaryota, Metazoa, Arthropoda, Insecta, Hemiptera, Aphididae. The record is from RefSeq and is marked validated. Gene Ontology annotation, cellular component: endomembrane system; membrane; SNARE complex. Gene Ontology annotation, molecular function: SNAP receptor activity; SNARE binding.